Mesorhabditis spiculigera is the source of this 3240-nucleotide messenger RNA. NCBI's taxonomy places the organism in Eukaryota, Metazoa, Nematoda, Chromadorea, Rhabditida, Rhabditidae. The record is from the annotation of a GenBank genome assembly.
AUGUUGAUAUACACCAUACUAUUACUAUUCCACUGUGCUUUUCUGAUUGCACAGAAUACGACGCCGGCCGGGCCAUGCGUCGUCAACAUUUCCACACUGAAUUUGGAGCCCAAACAUUACAACGGCUCAUGGUUCGUGGUGGCGAGAAAGGCACCUGUCAGCAAGGACUAUCUGCCGGUUGAUAGCAGCUCCUCUAUGAUGCGCCUUUUGCUGGAUGAUGAGGGGAAUUUGAACAUGACCGAAUAUCACUCGAUCAACGGCACAUGCAUGCCCCCGCUGUCCGGGUUUUGGCGCCGACACGAGAACGCGUUCCAAAUGGAGAUGAGGACGGAAAACGGGCAGUUGAUACAGUUGGAAGUGCGCGCUAUUUUCCACGAGCUGUCCGGCGAGAACAACGAGGAGAUGAACAUGGUCGAGCUUCAGAACGAAAUUUUGAAAAUGACAGAAUCCGACGGGAAAUGCGUAGCCGGCGAGGAGUUGAUCAGCAUCAUGAGCAACUCGAGGCACCCGCAGACGCUGCAGCUCUUCAAAUCGGCGAAACACAUCGAAGACUUUGCGUGCAUCGACAUCCUGUUGUUGAAUAAAAUGGACACCUACAAUGCAGCCGAGUGUGGCGAUGAGAUUGUGGAUGAGGAUCAGAAGUUACGCCACGCAAAAAUCUGGGAAAACGACGAGUACGUGGACGUGGAGUGCCGCGCCGAGAACAUGGGGCAGUUUGCCGUGCCGAUCACCAAGUUUUUCGAAGAGCCCCGGAUGCUUACAGUGAUCGCCUUCAAAGACCCGGAGCUGGAGAAGGAGCAAAUAUCUCAUGUGUCCUGUCUUUAUGACUCGAAGACGCACGCCAAGUGCUCGUGGUUAAGGCAACGAACCUGCUUUCAAGCCGAGUUGAACCAAGAAUUCGAAGAGCCGUCAAAAAUCAAGAGCUCCUCCAGGUUUUUGAAGGUCAACGGCACCGAGGUGGAGAUCGAUCUAUCGGGGAUGGUGAUCUGGCAAAACGGAGACGAGUACAUCACGAUGCAAUGCUUGCAAGUGGCAGCCGAUGGCAGUUGUGAUCAGCAUAGGGUAUACGUAUGGUCGGACGAGGACCUAAUGGACCAGCCAACGAUUCGCGAAAUUUACCGUGCCUUACAGAAUGUUUGCGUCGACCCGACGGAACUGAUCUUUUUGAACACAUUCCAUGAAUGCGACGAUCAAUCGGCCGAACCGGAAAAGGUCCCGGAAAUCACUUGUGGACCGCAGCCGAACUGGAGCCCGCUCAACACAUCGUUACUCCAGGGCGUCUGGUACGUGGCAGCCGACCUCAACGCCGACCCGAAAAUCUUCCUCCAGUCCGCUGUCAUCGAGUUCAGCAGCGUCAAGGACAACCCGGCAGGCCUGUUAAUACGAUACUACGCGCAGAAGGAGUCGGAUCGGGAGUGUGUGGGCCCAGGAGAGGGCUUCGCACGUCUUCUGGAGAAUGGUACGCUGUCGGUGUCGAUCCAGUAUAGCUAUCGUCAGGUGCCGAACUAUAAGAAUACGAUGAAUUUCAUGCUCCAAAUCCUGUACCUCGACAACCAGCGUGCGGUACUUUACUGGUGCUUCCGGAGGGCUGAGAACGGCUCCUGCAUUCAGUACGACGUAGACGUGCUCAUUCGGUCUCGGUUCUUCUCGUACAGCGAUCUCUCCCUGAUCCAACCCUACUUCCACCGCGCCUGCGUCUCUAACAACCGGCUGCGGUGGUUCGAUCUGCACUCUUCUUGUGGCUAUGAGAUGUCGGCUUCAACAAAAUUACGGCGUGACAUGGUGACGCUGUCGCAUUCCGAGGUCUUAGACAUCCUCACCAACGUCCAGGAGCCCCAGUGUCAGACCAAACAAAUUCGAGGCCGUCGUGCCCCGUUGCACCUGGUGGAAAAACCGGGCACGUGGUUCUUGAUGGCGCAGUUCGACCAGAUGGCCCGCGACACCUACGCGACAAUAUUCCGGAUACACACCGUCGGCGAGAAGUUCGCCAUCGCCAAGAUGCACCAGAGCGCAGCAAUUCCCGGCGAGGAGACCCUCUGUUUUGAGCGUCUUCUCAUCAUCGAAGAAGUGCUCGGCGAGGACGGCGACUACAGCUAUGUGUUGAGCUUUGAUGCCGCCAACCAGGCUUCAACGACUUUCAUCUUCCGAUUCCUGUUCUUUAACCGGAACGUGGCCGUCAUCUACUCGUGCCUGAACUACAAGGAGAAUGGGCACUGCAAAGAGAACGCAAUCUACGUGCUGUCACGCCACGAGUCGAUCGAUCACGCCGAGUUGACGGUGCUGGAGAAGGUGGCCAAGACGGUGUGCAUCAACCCGGAUAUCCUGUUCCAUACGUCGACUCAUGAUUUCUGCGUCCAAGACCAUCGUCGCAUUUUCCUACCACCACAGUGCGCCGGCAUCGACGCCGUCCCACAAAGCUUCCGGAAACUGCCAGAAGCCGAAUAUUCGAGGCUCUACGACAACAUCCGGUUGUACGCCGUCGCCUCCAGCCGCCAUUUCGAGAACCCGUUCUCGGUCAUCCACCUCAAGGGCGGCGUCUUUACGAGAAACGUGCAACUAGCGGAUGGUAAUUGCAAGGAGGAACACGUUGAAAUCCUGGUCUCCCCUACGAAUCGUUAUUUGUUCCUGGUCCAUAACGUGACGUACCUCGUCGAUCCAUUGGCUCGAAAAGACGAGAUAUUGCUGAAGAAGGCGCAGUUGAGCGGCGCUGAUUUGCCGUGCCUAUUUCCGAUGAAUUAUAACGACACCACCUGCGACCUAGCGACCCCACCAACUUGUGAAACAUCGCCGCCACUUUCAGCCGCCGAGGGGUUGCUCGGCGACUGGAUGCUGUACGCCUCGGACCCAUUUACCGUGGCGAAUAGCCGCUGUAGAGUCGUCGACCACCCCACGGUUGAUGGAGCUCACCAAUUCACGUGUCGAUCGGAGAGCUGGGACGGCAACUGUGAGCGCGUGGAGUUGUUCCAGUUUGCCGUCGACGCUUGGGGCGGCUACCGGUUGACGUCGGAGGUGCCGGCUGUGCACGAGAACUUUGAGAUAUUCCCGAGGGGCAAUGUCUCGCUAACCGCCGAUCGUCUCCUGUUCUUCCGCGAGGACCCAGUGGCCGGUCGCCUGUGGUCGGUGUGGAUUCGAACAUCCCCCGGCGCUACCCCCGAUCCGCUGCAGAUGACGCCAAAGGACCUCGGGCAGUUCUGCGUCUGGCCGACCCGUACGCAGAUGAGGAGCCUCGAGCAGUUGUGC